This is a messenger RNA of Dermacentor silvarum, 547 nucleotides long. RefSeq lists its product as uncharacterized. The coding region runs from base 34 to 441 and encodes 135 amino acids. The transcript is spliced from 6 exons. NCBI's taxonomy places the organism in Eukaryota, Metazoa, Arthropoda, Arachnida, Ixodida, Ixodidae. The record is from RefSeq and is a predicted model, not a curated record.
CAGAUUCAAAAGUACUUGAACCAGAGAAAAGUCAUGCUAAACUUUACUGUUGAAAACGCUACUUUGAUAAACAAUCUGACGGUGUAUUAUGAGCAAAAUACAACAAUAAAUGGCAACGCAACACUGGAAGCACUGAAAAACUUCACGCAGAAUACUUCAUCAAUUGACACUAUUAAUUACUUUUUUACUUCCACACAAGUAUGGGAGAACAGUACAUAUCGUGCGGAUGACAUCUUCACGCCAGAUACAUUUUGCACCAAGAAUGUCACUGCGACAGUCAUAUUUACACUUCUUGACCCUCGGUUUUACUUGACCGCUUUAAAAGAGACAAUAUUCAUGCUUGGUUCGCGUAGAACGCAAAGAUUUCGUCCAGAAGAUUACAUCAAAAUGAACCAGACCUUUUGGAAAUGCUAUCAAAACAACACUAUGGAAGUGAACUAAGGACACAGGAACUACAGUGUAGAAGGUUAUUACUGGAUAAAAGCACAAGCUUUUGUGUCUAGAAAUGCUUCUACAUGCAACAAAUAAAACAAUAGUUCAUAAGGAA